This is a messenger RNA of Centrocercus urophasianus (Greater sage-grouse), 720 nucleotides long. RefSeq names its product 2-aminoethanethiol dioxygenase (gene ADO). The transcript has a single exon. Lineage: Eukaryota; Metazoa; Chordata; Aves; Galliformes; Phasianidae. Gene Ontology annotation, molecular function: oxidoreductase activity, acting on single donors with incorporation of molecular oxygen, incorporation of two atoms of oxygen. Gene Ontology annotation, cellular component: mitochondrion. Bases 4 to 720 code for a protein of 238 amino acids. The record is from RefSeq and is a predicted model, not a curated record.
GCCAUGCCCCGGGACAACAUGGCCUCCCUGAUCCAGCGGGUGGCGCGGCAGGCGCGCAUCACCUUCCGCAGCCCCGCGGGGCCGGCCUUCGGGGAGAACCUGCACCGGCUGCAGCAGCUGCUGGACGAGGUGCGCGCCGAGGACCUGCACUUGGCGCCGCAGGGGCCGGCUCCGGCGGCGGCGGGGUGCCCGCGGGCCGGCGCCGUGCCGCCCGUCAGCUAUAUGCACAUCUGCGAGACCGAGAGCUUCAGCAUGGGCGUGUUCCUGCUGCGCGGCGGCUCCUGCAUCCCGCUGCACGACCACCCGGGGAUGAACGGCAUGCUGAAGGUGCUGUACGGCACUCUGCGCAUCGCCUGCAUGGACGCGCUGCCCGCCGCCGCCGCCCCGCCGCCGCCGCCCGCCCCGGGGCCGUGCCUGCGCGCCCUGCUGCGCUCCCGGCAACACUACACGCCCGCCUCGCCGCCCUGCCUGCUCUCGCCGCACAGCGACAACCUGCACCAGAUCGACGCCGUGGACGGCCCCGCCGCCUUCCUCGACAUCCUGGCGCCGCCCUACGACCCCGAGCACGGCCGGGACUGCCACUACUACCGCCUGCUGGAGGGGCCGCCGGCCGGCGCCGAGCCCGCGCUGCCCAGGGAGGUGUGGCUGCUGGAGACCGCGCCGGCCGCCGACUUCUGGUGCGGGGGAGAGCCCUACCCGGGGCCCCGCGUCUGCCCCUGA